UUAGCCGCUCGGUGACUGUGGAGGAAGUUGACCCGCUUGUCCGCAGCUGACUAGCCCACUUUCUGUUGCUCAUUUAUGAACAGUGGUUAUGGCACCAGGCACAGCUUUAAAAGCGAAUGACACUAACAGCACUGUAGAUUCAGGGUGCAUCCAAGGUGAGAGUCCAGCUCUCAGACGGCUCUGAACUGUGAGACGUCUUGCGAGGAAUUUGACAUUAUCUUCCGUCACCUCAAGUAAAACGUGAGACACAUAACAGCCUCCCAGCCGCAGCCGAUCAGGCGCCAAAGAAACGAGCUGCCGCUGGUUCACAAUACAGCUGAACCACCUCAAAACAUUAUCUGGUUGUGCAGUCAGGAAGUGACCGAAGAAACGACAAUGUGCUCGGUGAUAAGCGGGCUGAGACCAGUCCGACGGGCUCUGGGUCUCACGCUUCGCCUCAGAACGAGCACCGAGGGCUCGUGGUGCGCAGCAGCCGAGAGCAGGCGCUUCUUCCCCGCUGGAAGUGCUGGCACCGGCCCGCUACGAGAAACCAGCAGAUCGUACUGCUCCAGGAUGGCGCUGAGCGAAGGAGUGCUCUUCAGACAGCUGUUUGAGGCGGAGAGCAGCACCUACACCUACCUGCUCGCAGACACAGAGACCAAAGACGCGAUCCUCAUCGAUCCUGUAUUGGAGACCAUUGACAGGGACCUGAAGCUCAUACAUGAACUGGGACUCAAUCUAAAAGUUGCAGUAAACACCCACUGCCAUGCGGACCACAUCACAAGCACUGGAAUGAUGAAGAAAAGAUUGGUUGGGCUGAAGAGUGCAAUCUCCAAAUUCAGCGGUGCCUCUGCAGAUAUCCUCCUGUCAGAGGGAGACAAGAUCACCUUUGGAAAGCAUUAUCUGACAGUGAGAGAGACACCAGGACACACUGAUGGGUGUGUCUCGCUGGUGGCAGGGGAUCAGAGCAUGGCUUUUACUGGGGACGCUCUGCUCAUCAGAGGCUGUGGCAGGACAGACUUCCAGCAGGGCUGCGCUAAGAAGCUCUAUGAUUCAGUCCAUCAGAAGAUCUUUACUCUGCCUGACCAGUGCCUCAUCUACCCAGCACAUGACUACUUAGGUCAGACGGUGUCUACUGUCAGUGAGGAACGCAGGUUUAAUCCGCGUUUGACCAAGAGCCUGGAGGAGUUUGUGUACAUCAUGAACAACCUGAAUCUCCCCAAGCCGAAGAAAAUAGAUAUUUCAGUGCCUGCGAAUCUGGUUUGUGGAGUGCACCAGAUCUGAAUAUCCUGCAGAAGGGAGGAUUUUAAUCAAAUCAGCAACAUUAUUGCAAAGGGAUUAACAUUUAACAUGUUAGUAUCUCUGCAGGAAUAAUCAAAAACUGCUUACCCUGAAGUGCUUUAUUCUUCGUAUUUAUGUAAAUGUAAAGAUGUAUAUUUGAAUAGCUUUUGUUCGUUGCUGCCACUGACCUCAUUGUGAUCAUACUUAAAACGGAAAUGCAAUCAGUUCUAUUCUAUGAAUUGAAAUGAGUGCUAAAGAUUGACAGGAAAAAAAAACACUAUAUGUAUUUUGAUUAAAUUUAAAUGUGGGUAUUCUUUGCUCUUUUUU
Molecule: messenger RNA, 1587 nt
Organism: Chelmon rostratus (copperband butterflyfish)
Lineage: Eukaryota; Metazoa; Chordata; Actinopteri; Chaetodontiformes; Chaetodontidae
Gene: ethe1
Product: ETHE1 persulfide dioxygenase
Exons: 7
Coding region: 376-1263 (295 amino acids)
Biological process (GO): glutathione metabolic process; hydrogen sulfide metabolic process
Molecular function (GO): sulfur dioxygenase activity
Source: RefSeq, a predicted model, not a curated record